This is a messenger RNA of Empidonax traillii (willow flycatcher), 587 nucleotides long. RefSeq names its product transcription factor AP-2-delta-like. The transcript is spliced from 3 exons. The coding region runs from base 111 to 494 and encodes 127 amino acids. Lineage: Eukaryota; Metazoa; Chordata; Aves; Passeriformes; Tyrannidae. Gene Ontology annotation, molecular function: RNA polymerase II transcription regulatory region sequence-specific DNA binding; DNA-binding transcription factor activity, RNA polymerase II-specific. Gene Ontology annotation, biological process: regulation of cell population proliferation; regulation of transcription by RNA polymerase II; anatomical structure development. The record is from RefSeq and is a predicted model, not a curated record. Gene Ontology annotation, cellular component: nucleus.
CCUUUUGUUUGACCGCAGGGGAAGCACUACAUUUGGCCAGAGAUUUCGGCUACACCUGUGAAACAGAGUUCCCUGCCAAGGCGGUGGGAGAGCACAUUGCCAGGCAGCACAUGGAACAGAAAGAGCAGACAGCGAGGAAAAAGAUGAUCCUAGCGACAAAACAAAUAUGUAAAGAAUUCCAAGACCUUCUAAGUCAAGACAGAUCACCCCUCGGAUCCUCCAGACCGACUCCAAUAUUAGACCUCGACAUCCAGAGACAUUUAACACAUUUCAGUUUGAUCACUCACGGUUUUGGAACUCCUGCAAUAUGUGCUGCCCUAAGCACUUUCCAAACUGUUCUCAGUGAAAUGCUGAACUACUUGGAAAAGCACACAUCGCACAAAAACGGCGGAGCGGCGGAAUCCGGCCAAGGACACGCCAACUCGGAGAAAGCCCCCCUGCGGAAAACUUCAGAGGCUGCUGUGAAAGAGGGCAAAACAGAAAAGACAGACUAGCUACAUCAAACAGAAUCUAUUUCGAGAGAGUCUUGCUGCUGAUAUUUUUUUUAAAUAUAUAUAUCAUUGAGGGCAAUUUAUCUCCAGUGGACC